UUUAAAAGCGAGAAACAUCUGCACAAUAGCAGGAAAGUGCAUGAAACCGCAUUGCCGGGCUCGUUUUUUGCGUUUUUUGGCGUUUUUGUUGGUGUGAAUGAAAGAGAGGGGAAGCAAAAGAAGAAGAAAAAGAAGAGAGGAGCUGCAGGUUUUGGAAUGGGAGUGGAUCUGUCAGUGUGAUUUUGGGUAAACACGUUUCCAGUGUUCAACUUUUAUUUCUCCACGAACCUGGCGAGCUCGAACCCUCUCUUGUUGCACCGCGGAACGGAGAGAGUUCCGUGCUACACCCCCUUUUCUCAAGUCUUCAUAGGAACUGCUUAAACUUUCUAGGUUUAAAAAAAUAAAUAAAAAGAUCGGAUUGCAUUUUUUCCCCCCCUUCAAACAUCUCGGAGGUGAUGUCAUCUUGCGGUGUUUUGGCUGGUAUCGUGUCGAGGAGGCUGGGAGAGAAGGACUGCAGCCGGGCGGCAACCAGCGGCUGAGGGCGGCGGGCAAGUCCGGAAAAUCAGGUGCAAAGUGCGGCUGUCAUUUCCUCUCCGACUCCGCCACCCAGUCACAGCUGUUCCCGUCCUCCGCAGCCACCCCCUCCUUCGGUGCACUCCCUUUAAGCCGGACCGCUCCGGGACCCCGUCGACCUUUGUGAGUGUGGGUGUCACCGGAGACAACACCGGGAGGGGAACAUGACCGAUGCAGCCUUGCAUCACCCUGCGCCCGCAGAGGCUCCAUCUCCGACCGGUUGUGCGCUCCAUGAGCCUGCUAAGGUAGCCGAGAACCUCCAACAGUUCCUGGACUGCUGGGACUGAACCCGCCCGUCUUCUCGGAUCGAACCUCUUCGCUACCUUCCACGUAUAGCGCACAGUUCCAUGGACACAUCUCACCGUUGAGACGUUACGCAUUGGAUUACGCACGCCAUUACGCACGCAUCGCAUCCUUUCACCGGGCUUCUGUGGGUCGCGAAUCUUUUUUGGAGUUUGGAAUCCCCUAAACAGUGCGCACGAUUUCACCUGUUCUCUUCUUUGCCGGGGGCGCGCAUCGUUUUAAGGCUUAACAUUUUGCGCCCCCGCCCACUCGCCUCCGGCGUGGACAAGCAGCUGUUUGAGGUUGCCCUGCGGUCACAGUGGCCCGGCCGCUCCGGCCUCAGACCCCAGCCUGCCCACGGCCGCAUAUUUAUCAUCCACGCUGUGGGAAGUGGGCCACGUCGCCGCCGAUGCCAACUGGAGUGACCGCUGACAUUUUGACUCUGCUUCACAUCCACCGGAUUUCAACUGCAGAGGGAAUCUCUCCGGGUUGCCGGACUGGCUCAGGCCGAGCGAGGAGACCGUCUCUGGGCCAAGUUCCAUAGUGGAGUCGGGAAGCAAUGUGGCCCCUUCUUUCCAUGCUGACCGUCUUAUGUAUCCAGAUGUUGCUGGUGAUGUGCAAUCCAUUACAGCAGGUGUUCGGUGUGGAUGGGGUCAACUUCAGCGUGCAUGUGGAGAACCAGACGCAGGUGCGAGACACCAUGAGUCGAAGACACCACCGCGUUUACCAGCUCUACAGUCGCACCAGCGGCAAACACGUCCAAGUGCUGGGACGCAGAAUCAGCGCCCGGGGAGAAGACGGAGACAAAUAUGCCCAGCUCGUAGUGGAGGCAGACACCUUCGGAAGCCAGGUGAGAAUCCGGGGCAAAGAAACCAACUUUUACCUGUGCAUGAACCGCCGAGGCAAACUGGUAGGAAAGAAGGCCAGUAACAGAAGCGCCGACUGCGUCUUCGUGGAAAAGGUUCUGGAAAACCACUACACGGCUCUGAUGUCAGCACGCUACACGGGCUGGUAUGUGGGCUUCACGAAAAGAGGGCGCCCACGCCGCGGCCCCCAUACGCUCCCAAAUCAGCAGGACGUACACUUCAUGAAGCGGUUCCCUCCUGGGGAGCAACCUGACCUUACUACACCGUUUCGCUUCACUACUAUCAGUAAGCGAGGCAAGCGGGUGCGCGCUACCGGACCGCGCUAGUUUGUGGCCCGCGUUCUAAAAUCCCGGACCCCGACCCCGCUUGGCUGAAGCAGUGAAACGAAAAUCACUGAACACGACAAAACAUUGACAAGAAACUCGAUGAAUCAUUUAUGGGGUUUAUUUUGCCACUACCGCCCCCCCCCCCCCCCUUUUGUUGUAGAUUACUCCUCGCAGAUUUUUUUUAUUCCUUUCUCGGACCAUCUCGGUGGUCCAUCACUGGAAGCGAUACGGACUUGGUCUGCUUCCCUUCACGGAGCAGAACUAUUGACAGAAUACCUGAAGGGCAGCCAAAGCUCACGGUUCGACAAAGGUCUUCAUUCCACAGCCACAAAAAAAAAAAAAAAACACAUGGCCUCCUGUUGUGGACCAGCUGGACAACAUCAAGAACGGAAUUACAACCGGACCAUGGCGAGCGAGGACGAGCGUGAAAAGGAGCAAGUGCGAGCUCCGUCUGAAAAGGAAAAAAAAAAAACUACAGCGAGAACGAAAGGGAUGGAACGGACCAAAAAAAAAUGGCCGACAUGUAACGCACUUAGCUGUGAGUGACGGAUGUAUGAACGGAUGACAGACUCACUUAAUACACGCAUGUUUUUAACAUGACGAUGAAGAAAUGUAUGUCGCAAUGUUUGCUCGAGGAACUGGAAUUAUAUCAAACAAAUGUACAGUAAACCUCGGAUAUAUCGGAUUCAAUUGUUCCCACUGGUUUUAUCCGAUAUAAGCGAAUAUAUCCGUUAUAUGCGUAUACCGGAAAAUGUCCGUUUUACGCAUAUAUCGGAUUUACGUAUAUCCGGUAUAUGCGUAAAUCGGAUUUUAUCCGUUAUAAAAAAGGCACUUCCUUGACUAUGUUUCCAAUGUACCUGGACGUCGUAUAGCGGCCUGUCACGAUUCGGCGAAUCGGAGCGCCACGAUGCGGCCAUCCGAUAUAUGCGAGGGGAAUUUCAUGGAAAUGCAUUGGAACGGGACUGGAGAUUUUAGGCGAAAUAGGCCGAUAUCCGAUAUAUGCAAUGAAUUUUUAUUGGAAAUGCAUUACAGAAAAAUCGGUUCUUUUUUUAUCAUGUCCGUUGUGAGCGAAUUUCCGAUAUAUCCGAGUCCGAUAUAUCCGAGGUUUACAGUGAGCAACCAAAGACGAGCAAAAUGGCGCCUCUCUUUUUCUUAGGCACUCUCAGCUCGGAUGAGGUGAUAGUCGUGAUGAUGAUGAUGAUGAUGAUCACACAAGGGAAGGUGCCUUCUCCACAAGCAUUGCUAUAGAAACGAGCCGGGGGGAACGAUGCCCCCUGUGCGAUUCCCGUGGAAACAGAAUGCUGCUACCAGAGGACGUUCAGUGGAAUAAAAACCAAAGUCUCAUUCAUACACGGGAGAACUAAAUA
Molecule: messenger RNA, 3354 nt
Organism: Doryrhamphus excisus (bluestripe pipefish)
Lineage: Eukaryota; Metazoa; Chordata; Actinopteri; Syngnathiformes; Syngnathidae
Gene: fgf18a
Product: fibroblast growth factor 18a
Molecular function (GO): growth factor activity
Source: RefSeq, a predicted model, not a curated record